GGCGUAUGCAUUACUACAAUUCCUAUUAUUAGACUUCCGGUCGAAGGGACAGGGCGUUAACUAGAACACAUUUUUGUAACAAAUCUAAUGUAAAUGGUUCGUUUUUGCUGUGUUCCAAACUGCUCUAAUAGGUCUGAUAGAGAGUCUCACCUUUCCUAUUUUGGACUACCUCUAAAGAACAAGUCUUUACUCAAGAAGUGGAUUCACGUUGUUUGUCGAAAGAAUCUGUUGAUCAACAGCAACACCAAAAUCUGCAGUGAACACUUUGUCAACGCACAUGGCAGGCGUCUCUACUCAGAUGAGGUCCCCAGUUUGCUUCUACCAGUUGUUGUAAGGGCUCAGAAGGCUAGAAAGGAACCAAGAGAGCGCAGUUUACUCCUACAAGAAGAAGGCUUAGAUGAAUUGGAAUUGGAACAAAAAGAUGUGUCAACACAAACGGAAGAGGUUGACGUUGAAGUACCUGGUGAGCUGUUAAGAAUGAAAAAAAUGGUUGCUAAGCUGGAAGCCAAAGUACAUGAACUAGAUACGAAAAUGAAUCGGCAACUAUUUCGGUUUUCUUCAAUCAAAGAUGAUGAUGUGAAGGUAGCGUUCUAUACUGGGUUUCCUACGUCUUCAUGUCUUAAAGCAUUCUUUCAGUUUCUUGAACCAGCAGCUAGUGACUUAAUCUAUUCUAAGAAACAAGAAGAAAAUCAUGUUCGAACAGGAGAAGAAACUAAGCGCUAUCGUCCAAGAUCAUUACCACCCAUAGAAGAGAUGUUUUUGACAUUAGUUCGUCUUCGCCUUGGACUGCUAGAGCAAGAUCUUGCUGAUCGCUUCAGUGUAUCUCAAUCUACCGUUAGUAGAAUUACUUGCACAUGGAUCAAUUUCCUCUACUUGAAACUAAAACAAAUUCCUAUGUGGCCUUCAAGAAACCUUGUGAGAGCAAAUAUGCCAAAACAAUUUAAAGAACAGUACCCUACAACACGAGUAAUAAUUGAUGCUACUGAAAUAUAUAUCGAACAACCUCACCUACCUGAACUGCAACAGAUGACUUUCUCUAAUUACAAGAAUGAUAACACGUUUAAGGUUUUAGUUGGGAUCUCUCCUGACGGAGCAAUUACUUUUGUCUCGUCUUUGUUUCCUGGAAGUAUUUCUGAUAAGGCAUUAACGAGGGAGAGUGGGAUAUUGGACUUGUUAGACAGUGGAGAUUCGGUAAUGGCAGAUCGAGGAAGACCUUCUGUGAGGGGUGUACGUCUUAACAUUCCACCAUUUCUUAGAGGAAAAAAGCAACUUUCAGAGAAAGAACUAGUAGUUACUCGACGCAUAGCAUCUUUGAGAAUUCAUGUGGAACGUGCCAUGGAGAGAAUCAAAAAUUUUCACAUUUUUGACAAGAGUUUACCUGUAUCUUUAACUGACAUUGCAGAUAGAAUUUUUUGUGUGUGUUGUGCUCUAUCUAAUUUUCAGCCACCUUUACUUUAAAAAAAUGAUUUGAUCAUUUCAUU
This is a messenger RNA of Halichondria panicea, 1481 nucleotides long. RefSeq lists its product as uncharacterized. Lineage: Eukaryota; Metazoa; Porifera; Demospongiae; Suberitida; Halichondriidae. The coding region runs from base 94 to 1458 and encodes 454 amino acids. The record is from RefSeq and is a predicted model, not a curated record. The transcript has a single exon.